Molecule: messenger RNA, 215 nt
Organism: Schistosoma turkestanicum
Lineage: Eukaryota; Metazoa; Platyhelminthes; Trematoda; Strigeidida; Schistosomatidae
Source: the annotation of a GenBank genome assembly
AUGUGUGAUACGGUUGUUGGUGACAGGUCAAGUAUCACAGAAAUAUCUGCUGAUGAUCCGACAAUUCCAUCAUCCCUUACUUCAAGAUAUACAUUGAAUAAGAUCAAGAAAGCCGAUCGACUACUGGUUGUGUCAUCAUACACGAUCAAAGUCCUUAUUCUCACUAUAAUACAAACAGUAAUCCUUUCAGUCAUUGUUAUCAUCUCAUCUACAUU